This is a messenger RNA of Danio rerio (zebrafish), 1919 nucleotides long. It is a transcript of the gene tmpob, whose product is annotated as thymopoietin b. Gene Ontology annotation, molecular function: DNA binding. Lineage: Eukaryota; Metazoa; Chordata; Actinopteri; Cypriniformes; Danionidae. The record is from RefSeq and is marked provisional.
CUGACGGGUGUCAACAGUCGCGCGCUUUUAUUUUUUAUAAAAACAAGGCUUAACCAAAACACUGCGGUUUAUUUCGGAAAACCUACAAUUAAGUAAUCGCACUUCAUUUUUAAAGUAAACCCUUGAUUUUAAAAGCACUUUGGUGAAGAUCGAGCAUGGCGCAAUUUCAUGAGGAUCCGGCGCUGCUCACUAAAGAGAAACUGAAAAGCGAGUUAAUGGCGAAUAAUGUUGCCCUGCCGAGCGCCGACAGCAAGAAAGAUGUGUACGUUCAGCUGUAUCUGAAAAACCUGACUGUGCUCAACAAGAAGAACACAAUCUCAGCUCCAGACACUUUCUCCAGCGAUGAGGAGAUCAGCACAGCGCCGCUGGUGACCAACAGGAGCCGCUCGGGGAAGAAAGCCACAAGGAAGACGGACCGAGUUCGGGCUGAAGAGAACGACGUCUCUGGUUUGACCGAUGAAGAGUUGAAAGUUCAGCUCCAGAAGUUUGGGAUCCAUUCAGGACCGAUUGUUGCAUCUACACGUAAAGUCUAUGAGAAGAAACUUCAGCAGGUCCUGGAUCAGCCGCCGGUGGAGACCAGCCUGCCUGAACCAGAAACCACCAUCCCAGAGGCUGUCACUAUUAAAGCAGAUGGAAACCAGAAUGGCAACACGCAUUCAGCUGAAGAUCAGUACAGCGAUAAAGAAGAAGAAGUACCUGAAGCCCCUGUUGUGACUAAGCCGGUCCGGAGCCGAGGAAAGACCCCCGUCACCACCAGGACCAGCAGUAGACAGCGUACUAAACAGGUGGAGGAAAUGGCCAUUGAAGAGGCAUCUGUGGACAGAGCAGAUAUUUUAAAGGAAAUCUUCCCCAAUGAACAGGCCACACCAACUGGAAUAACGGCCACGUGUCGAAGGCCGAUCCACGGUGCGGCUGGUCGUCCGGUGAAGCCUCUGAAUCUUUGUCCUGAAGAGUCGCUUCUGGAGCAGAGCCUUUACACGGUGACCAAAUCCUCAGUCACAGAUGUCUACAGCACAGUGCCCACCGCUCGUCCCAGACCUCGCCGCCGCUGGCUUGCUUUCCUGCUGAAGCUCCUGCUGUUGAUCGCAUUGGUCGCGUCGCUUUAUUACGCCUACCAGACCGUCACCCCUGAUCAGAUCAACGCCUGCCAGCUCUAUCUGCAGGACAAUGUGAUCACACCCAUCGUCAAAUAUAUUAGUUGGGAUAGCCCAGCUGAGGUCGGAGGUGGUGGCAAAUGAGCGUCCCGUUCUGCUAACCUGCUUCAGCAUGCAUCUACUGUCAGACUGAUUUUUCUAGUCCUUUAAGGAGCGACGCAUCGGCAGGGUUUGAUUGGGGAGGGAGGGAUUCUGGGUAUUGCAGUUUGACCUUAGCAGUCACCUCUGAAUAGACUCGUGUUUCAAGUAGUCUUUAAACUCUGUGUGUUGUGUUUUUGAUCUUGCUUUGUGAUUUUACGGUUUUGUAGCAUUCGAGACUAUAUAGAGAAGUGUAGUGUUCGCUAAUAGCGAGUCAAUCGCCGCUGUCAUCGGUUUAGCAUCACACAACGAGAGGUCAAAAUUUACUGAAGGGGUUUUCUCAAGUGCCAAGACAUGGCCAACACGAGCACAAUUUGGUUUCAGACACACACAUACUCAAAAGCCUGGAGCUGAAUGUUUGCAGAAAUGGUUUAUUUCAUAUAUUUUGAAAGGUUUUCCUGUAAUAAUCAUGGUGAAUUUUGUUUUAGCAUGGCUAAAUCCUGACAUUAUGAAGUGAUGCUAAUGAGGCUAGACUGAGAAAAUGUUCUAAUGGGUGAGUCUCACAAACAAAACAAAAAUAAUCACAUAUGUUUGAAAAGAAAAUUGAGUAUUGAAAAUAGGACAGAUACCACUUUUUCCAAUGUAUUGUUUUACAAAAUAUAAAUAAAUCAUGAACAUAACCAAAAA